GGGAAAGAAGGAAAAGCAUCAUUAAUUCUGCUUUCUGUCUGCUCUAUCACCGAGAGCUGGGCUCUGGCUGAAUAGUUCUCCAGGGAAGAGAACUUGUAAGAGACGUGAUGAACAUUGAAGUGAACAAUGUUUCUUACACCAAAGCAACUAUCUCCUGGUCCACGCUGGAGCCCUGUCUGGACAACAGUUACCACGUCAUGUACAGGCCCAACUGGAACAGCAUCUUCUCAGGCUACCUUCGCCACCCUUUUCACCAUGAAGAAAGAGUGCCCCGAACGCUCAGCUCCCUGGUCCUUCGCCAACUCGCUCCAUCCACUCUCUACUUCCUGUGCAUCACCUGCAAGAAUUCCUACCCCUCCAGCAACCACUGCACUAUGUUCCACACUCUGGAUAAAGGCACCAGAGCUUCUCCCGGCUCUCAGCUGGAUGCUGGCGUAUCUCUCUGGGUAGUCACCGCUCUUCUCCUUGCUUGCUUCAUGGCCAUCUUAGCUUUUUUCUGCCUGCAGUUCUGGUGUCUGAGAUGCCAUGAGCCACGGUGGGCAUACCACUCCAGCCAGCAGGAAGAAGCUGAUGAGUUGGUGAGGUGGGCUGAGGAUGCUCCGGGCCGAGGGCAGAGGGAGGAAGACCUGCAGGAGUUUCCCAUGACAGUGCUACUGACCAAGGCUUCCACCGCCAUCCCUGAGAGCUCCCACAGUUCUCCCUCUGCCUGCCUCUCCCACAAGGGGACUAACGAUCAAGCUGCUGUAUUUCCUCAUUGUGGACUAUGAAUGAUAGAUGAGUGGUUAGAGAGAUGUGCCAAAGGAGUGCAGCCAAUUUCUUGACAUGUGCUUAAGUAAUAUUGGUUAAUUUGCUUUUUUUUUUCCUUUGUCAAAAGAAAAAUUUCCUUUUUCUUUUCUCUUAUUCUAGGGGAGACAAAAUUUAAGGUUUGGAUCGAUGUUAAAUAAAAAACCCCCACAGCCUCUAGCACAUUGUGGCUUCUAUCUAUUCUCAUCUCAAGUGCAAAACAUAUAUUUCCCACCCCUACCUACAUUCUGGAAGGGGAGAGCACAGAGUGGCGUGUAGAGUGGCAGAAAAUAAUAGAGAUUACUUAGUCCAACAAUCCCCCAUCUACCAUUUUAUAUUGGAAGAAGUGAAGCUUUAGGGAGACCGUAUGAAUUUAAACUGUGUGGGAAAAAGGACUGGCCUUAGAAUAUGAUAUCUAGUUCCUUUAUGGCCAUAGACAAGCCAAUUAGCCCCAAUGAUCCUGAGGACAGUGACGUUUGCACCAGAGAGGAAGUAUGGCAUCCUGGACUGAAAGCUGGCCUGGGACGCAGGGAGACCUGAAUUCAAAGUCCCACCUUGAACCCACACUGGCAAUGUGUUCCCAGGCAAACCAUUUAAACUUUCAACGUUCCAGAAGAUUAUUCCCCCUUCCAAAAUUAAGAGUUACAGAACAGAUGUUGAUCCUCAUUGAGGGAAGAAGUUCUUCAUGAAGAGCACCCAAUACAAAGGAAAUUGCAGAUUCAGUCAAGAAUAAAAUCAAAGAGAAAUCUGUGUACUCUCUACUUUGUAAGGGUAUUGAGAAGAAAGGACUUAAGCUAACUUUUAAGAAUAAGUAUAGGUAAUUAAUGUUGCCCAAGAUCACACACUCUCAUUCCCCUGGGGGUUAUUUUUAUCAAUUCGGAGUCCCAAGCCAGAUGCUUGGGAAAGAUCUUGAUAAUUAAUAGUGGUAGAUGUUUGUUUAACUGAGAGGAAAACUUUUCUUGAAUUUUGAUUGGAUUUACUAUAAUCUUCUUAAAUAAUUGAAAUGUUCAGCUCUUUUGUUUCUCCUAUUACAAAGCCCCCUGACAUGAAACUUCCUUCUUAGGUGAACUCACCUUGUGGAUGAUGGUCCAAAAAAGGCACAAUGGCCGUAGGCUGGAUCUGUGCAUAUAUAUAUAUGUACAUAUACAAUGUAAAUAUAAAUAGCAGGAAGGGAAAAACAUUAGAUCAGUGUGAAAUGAGGGUUUGCUGGCCCUUAAGGCUGAAACCAGCGAGCAAAGAUAGACAUCUCUACACUCUCCCUAACACCACCAGCAUCCAUCCCUUCCCUCCACUCUACACCUAUGUCAUCACUUAGCAGAAUCACAGGACUAUAUGAGCAGCCUAUAAUUAGUAUAUAAAGAAAGAAGUAAAAGAAGUACCCAAGCUUAGAGAGGAUCAUUAUAUACCCUCCUCCUAUUCUCAAGCCCUUCAUGAUAGUGAUUAUGUGACCAGGAUAAAAUAAAAUACCAUGU
This is a messenger RNA of Antechinus flavipes (yellow-footed antechinus), 2255 nucleotides long. It is a transcript of the gene FNDC9, whose product is annotated as fibronectin type III domain containing 9. NCBI's taxonomy places the organism in Eukaryota, Metazoa, Chordata, Mammalia, Dasyuromorphia, Dasyuridae. The transcript has 2 exons. The coding region runs from base 108 to 767 and encodes 219 amino acids. The record is from RefSeq and is a predicted model, not a curated record. Gene Ontology annotation, molecular function: protein binding.